GAUGCGAGCCUUUUUCAUGAUUAUUAUCGUGUGUCUUUUGCUUUCUCAAAGAAAGGCAAAAGGAGAUCAACCUAACAUGAACAGUGACAAAGUUGAUGAUAAGAGACCAGUGAAGGCCUUGACUGAACGGUUUCUACGUUUCACUAAGUCAUUGCUUCCAACUUCCCAGAUUAGAGAUAGUGUUCACCGAGUCUUCGGAAGAGAGGGAGAGACAGUUGAAGUUUUGAUCCCUUUGAGAGGGUCGCCUGUUGCCAUUUACUGUCUGACUCCAGAGCUAAGUCAGAACACCAUCAGCAAUCCCUCGACGUAUUGGUGGAGGGAGGGGGAGUCUCGGGCUCGUGCAAUAGGAGAGGGUGAUCAGUACAGAGUGAGGCUUGAUGGAAGCUUGAUGCUGUUAAAUUGGGAAACCUCACAAGCCACUGGCCUCUAUUUUUGCACCAUGACGCAUUUCAGACACCAGGAAGAACACAGCUUGACGCUCCGCUUCUGUCUUGUGGCCUACCACUUACCGUUUCAAAGCCUACAAGUUGGUGCACAGCUGGAGACCUUGACCUGUGAGCAACGUUAUGUGAAGAACUUCAUUACAUCUGCGAAGUCAGUGCUUGAUGCAUUGUGCGAAAAACUGUCUUGUCAGAUAAACUUAGAAUUUGAUUGCACACAGUGGGAAACAUCACCCGGUACAAUGGAACACCACAUCCAGCUCAAUAUCACAGUGCAGUCGCAAGGUGAAGAUGCAAUGAUCCCAUGUACAAUGGGCCAGGAAUGUCACAACGAAGAGACAUUGAGGAAGGCCUUUGAAAAUAUUCAUGAAUUCCUAGCCCAGUCUGAGUCUAUCUUAAUGUCUAACAACAUGCCUCCUCUUUACUAUGUGGAGGGAACCUUUAAGGCAACGAAGGUGGAUCAUUGCCUCGAAGGGAUGGGGAAGCUGUCUGAUAGGAACAGCCCUUGCAUGGAUUGCUGUGUAACCUGUGGACCUGGUUCUUACAGCCCAAAUUGGACUGCCAUCUGUAUUCUAUGUCCAAUGAAUUUUUACCAGCAUUAUUUUGGCAAGACUCAGUGUCAGGCCUGUCCAGUAGGCCUCAGAACAAAUGGAAAGGGAGCAAUGUCUUUAACUGACUGCAAUAUUGAUGGAAUUCAAGGAAGACUAUUGGAGAGCAAUGUCAAAGCCACAAAACGAAUAAGGUUGGCAGGGAAAGUGGCUGAAGGUCGAACAGCUCAGGAAGAUGGUCAGAUACUCAGUUCCACGCAACUCCUGGUCACGAUAGUUCUAUGCAGUGUGGCAUUUCUGGGAGCUACUGUUUUAACAAUAUACUGCUUGGUAGUGCUCUUACGUACAGAGGCUACUUCUGAUUGGCCUGUGCUUAGAAUGAAGGAAAAUACAAAUCUUAAAAGAAUUAGAUCGUCUUUAUCUCAUCCAGCAAUGAGAGAACAUCAGAAGAACAACAAUUGGGCAACAUGGAUAAAAUAGAGGCCAAAGACAGCACUCAAUGAAAGGAAGAUGAUAAGGUGGCUGACAGCUGACUCAGAAGAAAAUAACUGCACAGAAACACAGAUAGAUCAAACCAGGAAAAUAAAUUAGGAUAACAGUUCACAAGAAUAGCAGGUGAUGUCAGGAUAGCAAGAGUUACAAGAAGUCAGCGGAGAGCAAAGAAUACAAAUGAUUUAGGUCACGUGUUAUUUUUUGCUGUCUCUAUAUUUCAAAUUGCAUGUUAGUAUGGAUAUCUCUCUUUGUAAUGAGGUGAAUGUUUCUUCACCUGUUCCUAUUUGUUUGUGUUUAGGUAUAUGUGCCUGUCAUUAACUGUAGGUGUGGGUGGUCAUAUGCAUCUAUGUAGGCUUUUCUGGAACUGGGAGUAUGUGUCAGUAACUGUGGAAGUGUUUGUGUACAAGUUAGUGCCAACAUCUUCCAACUCUUUGUCUCUCCUGUCUGUUUGUUUGGGACAAAGUGGUGACUUCUGUGUUUGAUAUUUCUCCUUCCUGUUUAGAUUGGUAGUUAAUUUCAGUUACCCAAAGGUGCUCAGAGAGAGAGAGAGAGAUGUUAACAGAAGUUUGUACACGUAAGCAUUUGUGAUCCUGUAUUUUACUUAUUCCAAUUUUGAGGCUUGGGCAGAUUUAUUUUAUAAUGUGAGUUUUCUGUUAGAUACUUCAUAACCUUCGGGGCAUAGGUCUACAAUUACUGAACAGUAAUUCAGUUCUUCCAAAUCAAUAAAUUAAUUGGAAGAAUUGUUGCAGGAAGUAAGUGUGACAAAAAUAGGAAAUACAAUGAUCUAAGCUUCAAAUAUAAGUAAAUAAAACUG
Messenger RNA from Stegostoma tigrinum, 2294 nucleotides. Its product is annotated as zona pellucida-binding protein 1-like. Gene Ontology annotation, biological process: acrosome assembly; binding of sperm to zona pellucida. The record is from RefSeq and is a predicted model, not a curated record. Gene Ontology annotation, cellular component: acrosomal vesicle; zona pellucida receptor complex; extracellular region. NCBI's taxonomy places the organism in Eukaryota, Metazoa, Chordata, Chondrichthyes, Orectolobiformes, Stegostomatidae. The transcript is spliced from 10 exons. The coding region runs from base 2 to 1468 and encodes 488 amino acids.